Messenger RNA from Cygnus atratus (black swan), 4629 nucleotides. It is a transcript of the gene APOOL, whose product is annotated as apolipoprotein O like. Bases 267 to 1079 code for a protein of 270 amino acids. The transcript is spliced from 10 exons. Lineage: Eukaryota; Metazoa; Chordata; Aves; Anseriformes; Anatidae. The record is from RefSeq and is a predicted model, not a curated record. Gene Ontology annotation, cellular component: MICOS complex. Gene Ontology annotation, biological process: cristae formation.
ACCCGCGGCCCGGGGGGAAGCUUGAGGGCACCCCGGGGCCUCCUGCGGCCCUCGAGGGCUCCCGGCAGAGCGCUCCCCGCCGGCCCCGCGCCGCUUUUCGCCAGCGGCGCCGCUCCCGGCCAGGAGGCGGCCCCAGCCCCAGCCCCGGGACGCGCCGGAGGCUGCACGGGGAGAGACAUGAUGCAAAGGAGGACAGCCGAGAGAAUGGAAACAGAGCCUUUUACCUUAGGCUGUACCUGAAAAAGGAAGCCAUUUGGCUUCACCAUAUGGUGGUAAAGCUGGCAGCUGUUUCUUCUGGUCUACCAUUUGCAUGUACUGUAUAUGCAGCAACAGAAAAGGAAUCCAAAAGUCAGCUGGUGAAGCCAAAUCAACUUCCAAUUUACAGCUCACCACUUCUGAAAUUGAAAUACAUUGAAGAACAGCCUGGUCACCUGCAGAAGCAAUUCUCUUCAGUAAGACAGGCAACUGGCCGCUACAUUGGAUGGUGUAAGGAUGCUUUUUUGUGUGUUAAAAAUGGAAUAAUGGAUUCAAUUCAGUUUGGGAAAGAUACUUAUGUUUACCUGAAGAAUCCACCACCAGAAUUUCUUCCCAAAGUUGGCAUAAUUACAAUAUCAGGCCUAGCUGGUAUAGUGCUGGCGAGAAAAGAUUCUAGAUUUAAGAAAAUUGCUUAUCCAUUGGGACUUACUACUUUAGGAAUUUCAGUUUGCUACCCAGCUCAGUCAGUACUAAUUGCUAAGGUAACAGGGAAAAAGGUAUUUUCUGCAGGCCAUCAAAUCUAUGGGGCAGUACGAUCACUGUGGGCAAAGAAGGAGGAUGUCUCCAAGCUGCAGCAAGAGUCAAAAUCAGUUACGCAAGAAGAUAAGAAAAAGAAAGAAAUUUCUAAUACAAAACCUGAAUCUGCUAUUGAGUCAAGAUCAUUUAAUAGAACAGAAUCUUCUCCAGUAGAGUCUUGGAGUACUAAAGAUCCAGUGCCUUCAUCAGGAACAGGGAAGACGACAAAAUUUAAACCUGACCCAAAACUUACGGACCAUGGUCAGUCCAGCCCAGAAGAUGUGGAUAUGUACAGUACAAGAAGCUAAGAUGUCUGCUUAUAAAUCUUCGCAAAGUAUUACAGAUAAGGGGGAGGGAAGAAGGGAAGGAAUGAUCCUUGUGACUCAUGCUUUGUGAGGUAUAAUUUAAUCAGGUAUUUUCUUAUAUCCCAUAUUGUAUUAUUGACUCAUGAUUCUGUUUAAUGAAUAUUUAGUUUCUCACUACCAAUGAGCAGUGAGAAUUCACUCGUAUUCAGUGUUACUAGUGUGACACUGAGAAAAUGAGAUUUGUCAGUGUCUUCUCACAGUGAGGUUUCUCUGUGCCAAACUUGUUAAUAAAUGACAUUUCACAAAGGAGAUUUGAAAAUGUAAACGUAUUUCUAUACUUGAGCUCGGAUUUGCACUGAUAGAAGAAUGUGAUGGAUGGGGUUAGAGAGGCUUCUUUGUUUCUUUUUCACUUUCAGCUCUGGAAUGAAGUGCAACUUCUUAUUGGUCUGAGUAGCCUUAAAAAAUUAGUUGUUUUAUCAUAUGAUUAGCGUUAUCUCUAAUGCUUGUAUAAACAAGUCACUUCUUUUCAUUGCAAAGUCGUUUGUUAUUUGCCUCUUUCACAAAGGUAAAUGGAAACUGAACUUCUUGUCUUGCGUGCUUGUUUUGUGUUUAAAUGUCACUUAAGUUGGGAAGCACACAACUGAUCUCUAAAACAUCAUAGACUACGCAUUAGUUUCUGCCUACUUGUAAUAUUUUGAAGAACUGUAUGCAAAUUGCUUAAUCCAUGAGAAUGGUACUGCUUCAGUUUAUAUAGAGUGAAUUAGCAAUGUUUAGGAAAUGGAAACCUGCUAUAGUUUGGAGGUUUAAAGUAAGAAAUGCAUAAAUGGUUAAAAGUGCUGACAAAUCUGUAAAAACGAUGAAGUAGUAGGCAGUGAGAACAGAAAGUGAGAACACCACUAUGCAGACAGAUGGUUUGGUUGGAAGUCUUAAACCCCAAAGAAGCACUGCUCAAAUGAACAUAUUUUCAGCACUGGGGUAUGAAGGGAUAUUUGUUCCUGUUCUCAAUAAGAAUAGGUUUCACAACCUGAUUCCUUCUUCUCAGGCUGCUGCUGCAAAGGGAGGUGAUUUAAUACAGGCAAACAGUGUUCCUAGUGUUACUGUGGAACUAGCAAAAGUACUGAGGGGAUAUUGUAUGAUGGGAUGUGCACAAAGCACAAAUGAUGAAUAAGCAAAUCACAAGCAAGGCUUUUACGGUGGCUCAGAAACAGAUCUGAUACUUUGGAAUCCAAAUUUGGGCCUAUACAGAGUCCAACACAAAGUAAAGUCAGUAAAUGUGAGGUUUAAAAAAGAAGAUUUCAAUUAGUUAAACUUGCUUGAGACACCUGAGUUAGAAUGUCAUGUGUUUUGUUUCUUUAAUCACUUCGUAAGGCCCAGGAAACUGUCAGAGUUCAGGCAGCAAUCAGAGGAUAUUAAGUCAGUCUUCACAGAACCGGACAAGAUGCAUACAGUGUUCCAUCACAGAGAGAGCAGUAGAAAAAUUAGAUGGCUGGUUUCAUAUGCCAUUUUCAGGGAAACAUUUGAAGACAUAAGGCAGGAAAUGAAAGUGAUGAAGAGAUGGUCAUUUUCAAGUGCAAGACUGGAUGGCAGGUAUUAUCUAUCUCCCUCUCUGGCCCCUUGGUCAGAUUCUGGAUUAAAAAAAGGCAAAACCAUCUGCUCUACACCUAGAUUCUAUUUAAAUUCUAACUUACGUCCGUCAAGUGAUGUGCUAACACAAGAAGUCAACAGGAAAGGUAAGAGAUGAUGCAGAUUUGCAUUGUUUACUGUGAUGACAUUUUUCAGGAUGCAGAGGGAAACCUUGCAUAGGAAUUAGUUUUCUGGGAGCAGGGGAAGAAGCUCCCUUAGAUAGCUGUUAAGGAACGGGCAUAGGCAGCGUGCAAAAAGCUUCCCUGUUGAUUUUUUUUUCCCCAGGUUCUCUGGGAUUUCUCUGUUGUUCCACAUUCUCUUCUACGUGAGACAGUGAUUUUGUGUGUUUGUUUUUUUUUCUAUCAAGAGUUUUUGUUCAAUAUCCCACAGUCAAAAGCCUGGGAUUAAAAUUAGGGGCUUGGGUUUCUGCACUCAAAUACAGCCACAGAGGAUCUGCAGCCAAAGAAAACAGGACAAAAAAGUGAAAAGCUUUGCAUCCUGGCUGGGUGUGUUGUCUCCUUUCAGAAAGACCAUUGGUGUUUCUGUAUCCUGGAAAAUAGAUAAGGAGUGGAAUUUGUUAGUAAAACCUGGAAAAUAAUAGAGCAUAAUAGUUAUUUACUAACAUAAACUUCUGUUGGAGUUAUUUGUCUAUCUAUGAGACACAUGAGAAAAAUUUCUAGACGUGACAAAAAAAAGAUGCAGAUUAUUAAAGGGAAAUUUGGAAUAUAUUUGCUAGAAGGAAAGCAGCCCAAAUCAGAUUACUAACUUGGUUUUGUAUUGGAAUGAUGACUGUAAAUAUUCGUUACUCAUUCUUCUGAAAAGCGUUUAUUUGUCAACUGUGAAAAGAUGUCAACCCUCUUCAGAUCUGGAGUUCCACAUUUUAUAUGGCUUGUUCCAGAUAACUAGAAGGAAUUGUAGCCACGUCUCUGUAUUAAUUAUGGUAAAGGUGCUGCACAAUGGCUUUAAAAAUGCAAAUUCAAAUGUACGUUUUGCCAUGCUUUUGGGUCCUAAUUUCAAAUACGUGUUCCUCGCAAUCUGCUUGUGGUGUUCAUAUUCUGUAUGAAACCUGUUAAACAAUGAAAAAUUAACAUAGGUACACCUGAAAAGAUGUAUUGGAAAAUGUGGUUUUAUUACUUUUUACUAAAAACACUUUUAAUGAUACAUUUGAGAGGCUUCCAUAGUAACUUAAACUUACAGCUUAACCUAAAAGUUUGAUAGUUUCUGUCAUAUUAGAAUUAGACAGUACCACAAUAGAAGUAAGAAUAUACAUUCUAUUUUUUAUAUGAUGUAAAUGAUAUAUUUCUGAAAAGUCUGUCUCUUAAAGAACUGAGUCACAUGAUAAUAUUUUAUAAAUAUUUUUAAAUUAAUGCAUGCUCUUUUAUUUAAGAUUUAUUUUAUUAAUUACAUAGAGAUUUGCAAUUUGUUGAUUCUUAUUUUUCUUUAUUUACAUAAAACCAAUUGUGGUACUUUACUUUGUGAUAUCGUUGUGAAGCACCUGAAAAUAAAAGGUGAUAAGAUGCUUUUAAACAUUAAGUUUAACUUCCAUGUGUUUCCUCAAUUGUAGAGCAAAUAUUCCGUUCCUUUUCUUUAAAGUACAUUGUAAAUGUUAAUUGAUAAACAUGACUAAGUCACACCCGCGUCACCAAUGCUCGGAAGAAAAUAACUUCAUCUGUGAAGUGCUGAAACAUGCAUUCCUGGGACAAAUCGUCAAAGCAACGUGCAGGACGUACUAAUACACAGUACUCAGUUGUUUGUGCGUAUGUGUUAAAUUUUGAGAAGUGCUUCCAUCAUCUUUUCUUGAUAAUUUCAAGAAUGCUGAAGCUCAGAACUGACAAAAAAUGGCUUUUAUCCAUAUUGGAGGAGUGGCACAUAUUGUUUAAGGAAUGAGACAGAUAGCAAAUGUAUUUACCUCCGUAUGGCUCCAUGAUAA